AUGGAAUUUACUCAAGAAACAACUUCCGCGAUAAAUUUAGGUAUUCCAACUCACGAAGGGAAAUUGGCGCAAACUCAUUCUAAAACUGGUCAAGGUAUUAAGAAUGUAAUCUUUGGUUCGAUUGCAGGAAUGACGGGUAAACUUGUAGAAUACCCAUUUGAUACAGUCAAAACACGUCUUCAAGCACAACCAUUAGAUCAUAAGAUAUUUAAAGGACCUUUAGACUGUUUUAAACAGACGAUAAAUCAUGAAGGGUUUUGGGGAUUAUACAGGGGUAUGUCGUCUCCAAUGGUGGGAGCCAUGCUUGAAAAUGCAAUGUUAUUCCUUGUAUAUAAUCAUAUUCAAAUGAUGAUUAAAGAAUACACAACACCAGCAUAUAAACGUCAUCUAUUAUAUAAUAAAAAUUUUAUGGAUGAAAUAUCGCUUGACAUGGGUCAAUUAUGUUUAGCGGGAGCAUUAUCUGGAGCAUUAGCCUCAUUUGUGCUUACUCCUGUUGAAUUAGUUAAAUGCAAAUUACAGGUUCAAGAAAGUUUUACAUAUAAUAAUAAUUCAUCAACUUUUAACGUUUCUAAUAAAUCAACAACAAUAUAUACCGGUCCAUUAUCAGUUAUUAAACAUACAUUAAAGCAACAUGGUAUAUCAGGAUUUUUUCGUGGACAUACUGGAACAUUUAUUAGAGAAACUGGUGGUGGAGCUAUAUGGUUUGGAACCUAUGAAUUCGUUUCAAAAUUGUUCAUGAAUCAAAGAGCUAAAAUGAAAGGAGUUGAUAAAAAUUCGGUUAAGAAAUCAGAUAUGAGUCCAUUACAUUUAAUGACGGCAGGUGCAUGCGCAGGAAUGGCUUAUAAUAUUUUAGUAUUUCCAGCAGACUCUGUUAAAAGUCAGAUGCAAACUGAAGAGGAAAUGAUGCAAGCUACGGGAAAAAUUAUUAACAAGCUUAACAAGCGUGGAUUUCUCACAGUUGCAAAAGAUUUAUAUAGAGCUGAUGGAAUACCUGGAUUUUAUCGUGGUUGUGGAAUUACGGUUGCCAGAGCUGCACCUUCUAGUGCCAUAAUUUUUAUGACUUAUGUGAGUUUUUUUUUUUAUCGUGCAUAUUGA
This is a messenger RNA of Dentiscutata erythropus, 1095 nucleotides long. The record is from the annotation of a GenBank genome assembly. Lineage: Eukaryota; Fungi; Glomeromycota; Glomeromycetes; Diversisporales; Gigasporaceae.